This is a messenger RNA of Moneuplotes crassus, 444 nucleotides long. The record is from the annotation of a GenBank genome assembly. Lineage: Eukaryota; Ciliophora; Spirotrichea; Euplotida; Euplotidae.
UGCAAAUAUAUUGCUCCAUACAUAAAAAUAAGUAUGACAUUUAUGACCAAGAGACAACACAAAGGAUUAGGAAUCCUCUUCUUUAUAUGGGGCAUUGGAUCACUCGUCAUUGCCUUGAUAUGACCGUUCCUGAUUAAAGCAGGCGUUAAUAAUCACUUUAACAAAGGUGCAACAGUAUCCAUGAUUCAUCUGGGAGAGCCCAUGACUGAACAGGAAAGAGAAGACUACUUACACAAAGCAAAUAUUCUUGGGUUCACCGCUCUAGGGAUAGGAGGAUUCCUUUGGGUCCUUAGUGCUGCAAAUAUGAUAUCCUUGAAGAUCAAGCAAGCUGAGGACCUUAGUGAAGAUCAAGAUGAAAACCCAUAUGAGCGUGGAGCUUAAAAGAUAUUCAAGUUCAGCAUCUAUGCGUCUCCAAAUUUAGCAGAAUUUAAGUAUCAAUAUUUG